AAAGACGUCGCACGCGCGCCGGACGCCGACGACGAGCGUCUCUCUCUUUUUCUCGCUCGUACAGGAUUCUUCUUGAGGCAAGAGAAAGGAGCUGCGGAGUCGCCCGGAGCAGAGGAAGCGGCGGAGCAGAGAGCGCGAGACCGCUUGAGAGAAGUGGAGGGGGAAAGAUCGGGAGAAGAAAAGAGAGAGGGUCCGGUGGGCUGGUACCCAAGGUUAUGGAGGUGGCCAAGGAGGUGGGACUCUGGAGCUCGCCCUCUUUGCUCGAUUCUCUCUCUCUCUCUCUCUCUCUCUCUCUCUCUCUCUCUCUCUCUCUCGCUCUCGCUCUCGGCCGGCGACUCUGUCAAGUGUGCGCGUAGGCAGUCACGGCUCGACCGUAACGCUAACCGGCCAACUUCACCAACACCAUCUCCCUCUCGCUCGCUCGAGGGGGCAGCAGUGGCAUUAGCCUACUAGUCUCUUGUGAUGUGGAGAGCGACUGACCGCACGAGGGGCUUCCGCAGUUGAGCGACACCAUGUGACAGAGCCGGUCGGAGCCAAAGGAGAGAGAGAGAGAGAGAGAGUGAGAGAGCGCGGUAGGGCAAGUUCCUCAUCCGAGAUUAGGAGAACGACACAGCUGAGUGCGCGAGACGCAGGUGCCGAUCCUACGACUACAGCGGUGUGCGAAUCGGUUCGCCAGUGUCGUGUGAUCGAGUGCCGUCAACAGGUGCGAGCCCGAGGACUACUGCACGUUCGCAUCCGACCUGCGUGCACGCAGGGUUUAUACGAGCCAGAGACGCGAGUGUUCGGCGCCGACGAGCGCCAGGGAUUUCGAUGCGUUUUCGAGGAGCAUAAGUGACGUUUUGCAAGACGAGUGAAGGUGCGCGUUUAUGUAUUUUUGUGAUCCUCGCUGCGCGACGCAUAGGCGCGAGGCUUUUGCGAGGAGCGACGCAGGAUCGACGGAUUUUGGAGAACGCGCUGCUGCUCAGCAGGGAUCGUCGUUCGAGGCGACGCUUUCAUUUGAAACAGAGAGUCGGCGUUGAUCAUCGAGACGAGCCAAGAAGCAGCAGCCAAGAAUCGGGAAGCGAGCCGGCCUCUGGGAUCCGGUCAGUUGCAUGGAAGUGCAAGGGCGGAAGGAGUCACAGGCUAUCGCUAGGAGUCUAGGCGGAGGCGACGAGCGUCAUCAGCCGCAGCGCCAGCAGCAGCACUCGGAGGGACAGUCCGAGGGAAAGUAAGGGCAGCGGAGGCGCGCGCCGAAGGAUGUCGUGCAGCGCCGCGGAGGAGAGCCCCGACGGGAUGGCCGUACAGUCACACUACUCGCUCAGAUGGAAUAACCACCAGACGCACAUACUGCAGGCCUUCGAGGCGCUGCUCCACGCCGAGGUGCUCGUUGACGUGACACUCGUCUGCGCCGACCAGAGCCUCCGAGCGCACAAGGUCGUGCUCAGCGUCUGCAGCCCCUUCUUCGAGCGGAUAUUCGCCGAGCACCCCUGCAAGCACCCCGUGAUCGUGCUGAAGGACUUCCCGGGCCGGGAGAUCAUGGCGCUGAUCGACUUCAUGUACCGCGGCGAGGUGCGCGUGGGCCGCGAGGACCUGCCCGGGCUGAUACACGCCGCGGAGAGCCUGCAGAUCCGGGGCCUGGCCUCCUCGGAGCCGCGGCUGGCCACCCCGCCGAUCACGCCCACGACGGACGUGCUCAUGCAGGAGCCCGCGACGCCCGAGCCCGCCCGACAGACGCUCAGUCCUCGGGAGGACGAGGAGGAGAUGUCCGAGUGCGCGACACCCUCGUCGAGCGCCGGCGGCAACCCGCACUCGAACCUCCUGCACAGGGAGCACCGCGAACACAGCAGACUGCCCCACAUGGGCCACCUGAACUUCAACAACCUGCGCGAGCUCCGCGACGGCUGCGGCUCGCCGCUCAUGCCCAGGCGGAAGCAGGCCCGGCCCAGGAGGCGCUCCGGCGAGCUGCCCCAGGAUCUCAGCCGGCCGCACCCGCCGCCCAGCCUCAGUCCGCCCAGCCAAGGCCUCAACCUCAGCAGCAGCAGCACCAACAGCAGCGGCCACAACCAGCAGCGCGAGCAGCCCCAGUCGGAGCAGCCGCCGCGCUCGCCCUCGAACCACGAGCUCGAGCAGGAGCCGACGAUGCCGGAGGAGGAGGAGGAGGAGGAGGAGGAGGAGGAGGUGGCGGAGAACCUGUCGAUGAAGCGCGAGCUGAAGCGCUCGCUCUCGCCGGCGCCCUCGACCGACGGCCACGCGGUAAAGUCGGAGAGCGAGGCGGCGAGCAGUCCGCGGGGCUCGCCGCUCGCCGCGACGCCCGGCGGCGGCGCGGGCCUGCACCCGGACACCUCCUUCUCGGACCUACCCGCGGCCGGGCUCACGGCCAUGUCGGCGCUCUCGCUGACGCCGCCGCAGCACCACGGCAGCGAGUACCUCACCAGCCUCGGCCAGUUCGCGGCCCAGUGGCUUCCCAACCACCACCACCAGCAGCAGCAGCAGCAGCAGCAGCCGGGCCAGCACCCGAGGCACCCGCGCGACGGCAGCCCCCACGGCGGCAAGCCCGGCAGCGGGGGAGCCCAGGGCCCGCCGCCGCCCGGCUUCCCCUUCCAGCAGGGCGAGUCGCCGCUCGCGGCCCGCGGAGCCUUCCCCGGCCUCGACGGCAUGACGCCGCUGUUCCCGCACGGGCCGCCGCUCGACCUGCACGACAGCUUCAAGCCCGAGAGCUUCCACGGGCUGUUCGUCGGCGCGAGCCUGGGCCACCACCACCCGCACCACCCGGGCAAGAAGCCGAAGAAGCACCGCUCGGACGGCAUCCCGCGCCGCUGGAGCGACCACUCGCGCGGGCUGCCCGUCUGCCGGCCCAAGGGCCAGCACAGCGCGCCGCGCGGCGGCCCGCCCCGCUCCUGGACGAACGCCGACCUCACCGAGGCCCUCACCAUGGUCUGGAACAAGAAGAUGACGACCUCGCAGGCGAGCCGCGUCUACGGCAUCCCCUACAACAGCUUACUCAUGUACGUGCGCGGCAAGUACGGCAAGAGCCUGAAGCUCGAGCAGCUGCGCAGGGACUGCACCGCCGGCGAGGUGCUGAACUCGCUGAACAACAACGCGGUAAAGCAGCUGGACGGCGGAGCGGCGCCCCCGCCGCCGCCGCCCCCGCCGCCGCCGCCGGGCUCGCACCCGCGGCUGCCCCCGCUGCCCCCGGGGCUGCACGAGGCCGAGGCGAACUUCGCGCACCACCCGCUGCUCAGCGGCGGCCUGGCCCAGGGCUUCUUCCCGGACUUCGGCAGCUUCCCCGUGCCGGUGAACAUGGUGCACCUGCUGCCGCCGAGCGAGCAGAAAGCCUUCGAGCCGCCGACGAAGCCCCAGCCGGGCAACAACAGCGCGAGCAACGGACAGCGCGAGCAGAGGCCCGAGGAGCAGCAGCUCAGGAGUCGGAGCCCCUCGCCGGCGCCGGUGAGCCUCGGCGAGGGCCUGAUGCCGCCGCCCGCCCAGUCGGCCCCGGCGCUGCUCCAGCAGAACGGAGCCGACUGAGCCACGCCGACGCGCCGGCAGCCGCCGACCAGCAGCGAUCCUCACACAAGACUGAUCACGCACCGCCAGGGUAACAAGCGCGACGACCUUCCCGCUCUUCUUUCGCCCGCCGCAGCUGAGACCCUGCUCUACUACUACUACUCCGGCUCUUACUGAUUCCUUCGCUCUACACCUCUAUUAUUUAUGCCUAGCCUUAGUUCUUAACCCUUAGUUUUACACCGAUCAUCGUUUCGCGUAUGCGCGUUGUACAGAGAGCGACUCUAUGCGUGCGAUUGUUUUACUUUAGAUUUUAUAAUAGUUUUAUAUUGCAGCGAGCGCGCCGGUUCUGUCCUACACGACGUAGCCGAAACCAUUGUUUGUUGUACAGCGGCCAAAAGACACACUUUAUACUAUCAAAUGCGGCCGACGCGCGACUCCCGCCCUGGCCCAUAAGCAUACGCAAUUGUUAUACACACGUACGACUUUUAUUCCCGUGGUAAUAUUUUUUUAAAGACUCUUUACCUUCGCGGCCAGGACGGGAGUCGCGCGACGAGGAGCCCCGACACUAUACUAUACGCGCGACGACAGUUCCUGCGGUACGAAACACGAGAUUGGAUAUGCGAUGUACCAAAAAUACGAGAGCAAACUCUUGGCCGAGUGACGAGCAAGCUCGCGAAAGGUCCCGACGAAGUUUCCUCUGUUUUUGCAGCUACCGAGCAUGAAUUGUAAAAUGUCGUUCUCUUAUUUGCAUGGCCCGAGCGCGAAAGUCAAUUUUCACCGGCCGACGACGUUGUUGCGCGAUCGAUCGACCUUUUUUUCACCCGUUGCGCGAGUCUUGCACUCGCGUCUUAAUUUAUUCGCGAGCCCAUUAGCGUUGCGGAAAUUUUUGCUCAGCCGGCGUUUUUCUCCGCGGAGAGCUUUUCUUUGCAAAGCCCAAUUGUUUUUCCUUUUCAUCUUUUUUUUUUAUAUUAUUGUUUUUACUUCUGUCUGUGCGAAAUUAUUGUAAAUUGCGAUUAGUUCAAAUUGUACAGGCGAUAUUACGUAGAUGUUAUAAUUAUACGACCGUGGUCGCGGGCCAGGUUUUUAUUCUGAAUCGACUAGCGUGUCUACACGUUUUCGAGUGAUUUUUUUAUGUUUUAUCUUAGCGGACGACGCUUCGUUGAUGUUAUAAUUUAAUACGUGCAAUAAGUGUAAUAUAUGUGUUACUGACUCGAUGAGUUUGGGAAAAAAAUCAAAUGAAAAUCGUCGUCGAUCGAGUUUUGAAAAAUUGAAAAUAAUAAAAAGCUCAAAAAAUUCACGCAACCGAACUGCCGAUCGUUUUUUCUUCUUUUGUUUUCGACUGAGAGGGACUGGUGCAAUAAACGGGGGCCGCAUCUAGAGAUGAGAAAAUAACCGACGACGGGGGGCGCGCUGUGUAAAUACGAGAUAUAUUAUAAAUAUAUUACGGCGAUUUAUCCUUUUGUUUUCCGUUCUUCUCCAUAUCGACAAAUCACACGGGACACGUGCUUAUUUCGAGCGCGACGCGCUCGGAUCCGCGCGCGGCGACUAAUCCAAGAACUGAGGCUACAAUGAAUUUUCUAAUGUUAAAAAAAAGACGAAAAUAAGAAACAAUAAAAAGCGAAAAUUAUUAUAAAAUAGCCGGGGGAGCAGGCCGACGAUUUCGCUCGUUCGGACACGGGCUGUAGAGUCGCGAGGUAUUUUCGCAAACUCCCGCGCGGCCGCAAGCUCGCACGCUUCGUGUGCACGCAUGCACUGGUGUAUGCACGAUGGCACGAGGCCCAGGCCGCUUGGGAGAUCUGCUUGUAAAUCGCAUUAUAGACCAGAAUCUUCGACAACAAUAUUUCGACAACCAGACGGAAGCGCAGGGUAACUAACACAUCAGGGAUAGCCACUGACAAAUCUACGAUAAAUAAAAAAAAAGAAAAAGCUACAUAUUAAACGAUAAAGGUAAAGAAUAAUAAUUCAUUAAAUGAAAGAGGGAGAGAGAGAGAGAGAGAGAGAGAGAGAGAGAGAGAGAGAGCGAGAGAGAGAGAAAUGCGAAAAGUAUAAAGCGCGUACGAUUAUAAUUACGUUUUUGGAUAUAAAUAAAAAUAAUAAUAAAUACAAAAAAGUAGAAAAUCACGAGCGUGCGGGAGACGACAAGGUGUGCGGGAAGCGCAGUAGAUCUUUCCGCGUUAUAUACGUGCCGCGAGAGACGGGUGUGUGUAAGAAGUAAUACGAAUUUCGUUUUCCCUUCUUUUUUCGAAUCUGUGUUCUUCUGUUGAUAAGCGACGAUGUAUAUGAUAAUAUUUAUAGGAUAAAACGAGUGUUCGCGCGGAGCGAUGGUGAGGGAGGAAUAUUAAAAAAUAAACAAAUUAGGAGGCGCAUGCGCGUUUGUGCAAAUAUAUAAGAUAUAUAUAUAUAUAUACGCGGGUUUCGAACGAUUGACACUCGAGAAAGAAAGAGAGCCGUGAGCGCGAUUCGAGAGGAAGAAAGAUAUCGGUACAAUAAGGGAUUAAGUAGACCGCACACAGGCUUUUUCAGCCCCCUCGAGAGAAAAAUGCAGCCUGUACAAUACAAACUGACAUAUUAUUGAUUAUUAUUGAUUAUUAAUACGGAUAAAUAUAUAUGAAAAUAUAAAUGAAUAUUAUUCUAUAUACAGGGUGUUUCGAAAGAGUCUAUGAAAUACGCUAACGACGGCGCGUGUCGCACGCCUCCGCACUUCGAUUUCGCUUUUUUAAUUAAACGUUUCGGCCACCCCACACCGCCGCUUUAUAGACCCCCUGUUAAAACGUAUCGCCUUUGAUCGUGUUUCGACACGCGUCUGUGUAUAUAUAUAUAUAUAUAUGCAAGGACGUCGAGGGCAGAGAGAUAGAGCGCGCGAAAAAAUGCGCUCGGCCCAAUUCGGAAUUUCAUUAAACCCGAGAAAAAGAGUUAGCGCGUGCGAAUUAGAAUUAACGCAGCGAAAAUUUUACUUUUGUUUUCUUUCGUUGAACAGAGCCCAAGGCUAUGUAUGAGUUUAUCGAAAUCGUCGUACGAGUAUUUAGUGUUUAAUGCGUCCGUGUACAUAUUAUGAUCUGCGUUGUGACGUAUAAAGCCGGUGAUAUCCGAUUCGUUUCGAAAUUUUUAACUUUUUUUGCGAGAAUAAUUGUUGUAUAGGCUAUUGAAUAAGUGAUCUCGAUGCAGUGCAGAUCAUUUGUGUUGGUUGUUGAAGGAUAUGCGCACACAUAGAUGAAUAUAUACAUGUACAUUUUUACCUCUUCCAAAGUUUAUUUCGAAAAUGGCGUGUUGAACACCUCAAUAGAAUUGUAUAUUUUUCACCAAAAUAAAAACAGACAAACUUUA
Nasonia vitripennis (jewel wasp) is the source of this 6807-nucleotide messenger RNA. It is a transcript of the gene lov, whose product is annotated as protein jim lovell. The coding region runs from base 1237 to 3504 and encodes 755 amino acids. NCBI's taxonomy places the organism in Eukaryota, Metazoa, Arthropoda, Insecta, Hymenoptera, Pteromalidae. Gene Ontology annotation, molecular function: DNA binding; protein binding. Gene Ontology annotation, biological process: regulation of transcription by RNA polymerase II. The transcript has 3 exons. Gene Ontology annotation, cellular component: nucleus. The record is from RefSeq and is a predicted model, not a curated record.